CACCACCACCACCACCACCACCUUCUACACAUUCGACCGGUUCUCAGCAACACCCUAGUAGCCCUUAAAUGUCUUCGCUGCUGCCAAUCAGAACCCACCACCUAUCCCCCUCUUUCCAAUUCAAGAAACGCUCCCUUCUCUCUCCACCUCCCACCCUUCUCUUCUAUCCUUGCUUAAGUCCAUCUUUCUUGAGAUUCGGCAAUGGUGAAAGAUCAUUGCACCGCGAUGGUGUUCUUGCCCGAGCUGAAGACAAGGCCCGAGGCUCUUCUGCAUCUCCGGCUCGACAACAGCACCAACCCAACUCAGAGAAGCAGCUUCAGGACCUGACACCCUUAUCUGGAGCAUGUGAUCCUUUAUGUUCAGUCGAUGAAACGAGUACACAGGAAUUUGAAGCGAAUUACCAGCCAAAGACAGAUUUGCUGAAGGCACUUGCAAUUCUUGCAGCCGCUGCAACAGGGGCAGUGGCUAUUAAUCAUUCCUGGGUGGCUGCAAAUCAGGAUAUUGCCAUGGCACUGCUAUUUGGAAUAGGAUAUGCAGGCAUAAUUUUUGAAGAAUCUCUUGCCUUUAACAAAAGUGGAGUGGGAUUGCUGAUGGCUGUGAGUUUAUGGGUUAUACGGAGCAUUGGAAGUGUCGAUUGUGAAUUCUUAAUGGAUGGCUCUUCCGCGAUUUGCAAAACAGAGAACGGAUCGAAAGGGUGCUUGCCUAUUGCGCAAGCAAAGGGAAAGUGGAAAGCUAUUGUAAGCUGUGUAGUAAGCCUUUGUAAGGUGUACCUUGGUUGUGCAGAUUUGUUUCCUCCUAGUAGUUGUUGCCCAACGACUUUGUUGAAGAUAUUAUUGGAGGUCGGUGGUGCAUAUCGCGUGGGAGUUGACAAGCCCAGAUUCCCACUAGCCCAGAUUCAGAUCAGGCCUAGCCCACUUCAUGGGUUGAGUCCAAACCAUUAA
Molecule: messenger RNA, 941 nt
Organism: Ilex paraguariensis (yerba mate)
Lineage: Eukaryota; Viridiplantae; Streptophyta; Magnoliopsida; Aquifoliales; Aquifoliaceae
Source: the annotation of a GenBank genome assembly